Molecule: messenger RNA, 1550 nt
Organism: Paraphaeosphaeria sporulosa
Lineage: Eukaryota; Fungi; Ascomycota; Dothideomycetes; Pleosporales; Didymosphaeriaceae
Product: FAD/NAD(P)-binding domain-containing protein
Exons: 2
Coding region: 160-1455 (431 amino acids)
Molecular function (GO): FAD binding
Source: RefSeq, a predicted model, not a curated record
CACGCAGGUCCGUCAUAGCUGAUUACGAUAAGAAGGCCAAGCAGACUGUUUUGGAAAUUCUGGCAGCACAGUCUAUUUCUCUGCGAGCAACUUCAUACAGCCUGAAUUUUCACAACCACGAUUGCUCCGCAUCGCUCUUUCCAAAAGAAGCCCUUCGACAUGCCGCUUAAGAUUCUCAUUAUCGGCGCCGGCGUGGCUGGGCCCGCUCUCGCGUUUCUCCUCCAGCGCGCCGAUCCCCUCCAUCAUAUUACCGUCAUUGAGCGUGCGCCUGCACUUCGCGCAACCGGUCUUCAACUCGACUUCAAAGCCCAGGGCACCCCCAUUGUGCGCAAGAUGGGGCUUCUCGAAGCCAUGCGCGCACACCGCGUCGAUGAGACCGGUGCGGAGGUCAUCGGUGCCAAGGGCGAGAGUCUGGCAAGGUUUGGCAUCAGGGGCGACAGCGGUACCGAAGGCUUGCAGAGUGGGGGCUUUACGAAUGAUCUGGAGAUUAUGAGGGGGGACAUGGUGAAGGUGAUUGUUGAUGCUUCCGUCGCGGAUCGGAAGAAGCUUGAAGAGAGUGGAGUACGAGGAGGAGGCUUGAGGUACGUCUUUGGGAUGAAUGUGAAGGGUUUCGUGCAGAGAGAAGCAGAAGGUGUGGAUGUGACGUUCCAAGAUGGAAGGGAGGAGAACUUCGAUCUCGUCGUAGGCGCUGAUGGGCAGAACUCUCGGACUCGGAAGAUGGCGUUUGGGGACGAAAUAAGUCGCGAGGCAUUCAAGGAGCUGGGAUCGCAAGUCGCAUAUUUCACUGUCCCGCGUACAGAGAGCGACAGCACGCUCGCGCGGAUAUUCUUCGCGGCUAGAAGUCGCGCGAUCCUGCUGCGGAACGGCGGACGACCGCAGACGCAGGUUUACCUUUUCAGCCAGGCCAACAUGGAGAAGACGAAAGCGUCGUAUGGGAAGUCGGUGGCAGAGCAGAAGGCUGUGUGGAAGGAGACAUUCACAGGUGCGGGCUGGCAAACGGAGCGCUUCCUCGAGGGCAUGCAGACUGCAGACGACUUCUACGCGCACCAGCUUGCCCAAGUCAAGUUACCGGCGCUCUACAAAGGGCGUAUCGUCUUGGUUGGGGACGCUGGUUACUGCCCCAGCGUCAUGACCGGGAAAGGGACCACGUCCGCCUUCAUCGGUGCGUAUGUCCUUGCUGGCGAGCUAGCGAGACAGAAAUCCAAUUUGGACGCUGCACUCAAGUCAUACAACGAGAUCAUGAAGGAGCCAGUCGAUCGGGCGCAGGUUAUCAGUGGGAAUGUGUCUCUCCCAUCCUCGUCGCUAGCCGUGUGGUUCAUUCGUAACGGACUGUGGGCAGCGUCUUCGCUAAGGAUCGACAAGUUGCUCAUGAGAUUGAUGCCGCAGCAGACAGACGAGAAGGAGCUUAGGGCGUGGCCGUUGCCCGAGUAUCCAGAGCUCAACUUGGCGGAGUGAUGACGGGUUGCUUGGAGAAUGUGCAAUUGUCGUUUCACUUCUGUAUUUGAGAUGGAUUUAGGCGGUGGGCGACGUUGAAUAGACUGGUACAUGUC